Rattus rattus (black rat) is the source of this 333-nucleotide messenger RNA. Its product is annotated as 60S ribosomal protein L23a-like. The transcript is spliced from 2 exons. The record is from RefSeq and is a predicted model, not a curated record. Gene Ontology annotation, biological process: translation; ribosomal large subunit assembly. The coding region runs from base 1 to 333 and encodes 110 amino acids. Gene Ontology annotation, cellular component: cytosolic large ribosomal subunit; ribosome. NCBI's taxonomy places the organism in Eukaryota, Metazoa, Chordata, Mammalia, Rodentia, Muridae. Gene Ontology annotation, molecular function: structural constituent of ribosome.
AUGGCGCCGAAAGCAAAGAAGGAAACUCUGGCCCCUCUCAAAGCUGAAGCCAAAGCAAGGGCUUCGAAAGCUCAGAAGGCAGUGCUGAAAGGUGUCCACAGCCACAGAAAGAAGACCCUGCGGCUCCGGAGGCAGCCAAAACAUCCUCGAAAGAGUGCACCCAGAAGAAACAAGCUUGACUCCUAUGCUAUCAACAAAUUUCCACUGACCACCGAGUCGGCCAUGCAGAAAAUAGAGGACAAUAACAUGCUUGUGUUCAUUGUGGAUGAAAGGCCAACAAGCACCAGAUCAAAACAGGCCAUUAAGAAGCUCUAUGACAUUGAUGUGGCCUGA